This is a messenger RNA of Saccostrea cuccullata (small rock oyster), 629 nucleotides long. Its product is annotated as MICOS complex subunit Mic19-like. Gene Ontology annotation, cellular component: MICOS complex. Gene Ontology annotation, biological process: inner mitochondrial membrane organization. NCBI's taxonomy places the organism in Eukaryota, Metazoa, Mollusca, Bivalvia, Ostreida, Ostreidae. The record is from RefSeq and is a predicted model, not a curated record. The coding region runs from base 69 to 491 and encodes 140 amino acids. The transcript has 7 exons.
AAUUUCCUACUUUCACUUUCUGGUGCCGACCUUGCAAACGCAAGUUUUGGGAGAACAUUUCCCUUCAAAUGGGGGGUUCUAGCAGUACGAGGCGGGUCGAAUUUAAUGAUCCAAACGAUCCUAUUGUGAUUUCUCAAGAUGUGGCAAGGAGAAUUGGAAUGGAUCCAAACAAUCCUGCUAAACCUGCAAGGAGGAAACUGGAAAGUGAAGAGGAACUGACAGAUUUAUAUAACAGUAAAAUUAAAGAACUGGAGGCCAAGAAUGCUGAUUUGUUAAAAGCCAGAGUUAGUGAGUUUGCACAGGCUGUGCAAGAAGUAGAGAAGAAAUUCAUGAACACCACAGGAUCUCCGGUGUGCCAGGACCUACAAGACAAAGUUUUCCGCUGCUACACAGAAAACAAUAAAAAGACACUGCUAUGUUCUGAAGAAGUUAGAGCUUUCUUUGAAUGUGUAGAGAGAGCACGAGCGAAUGCUCUGAUGAGAAAAGGCUAAGGAGGAGUACUGUUCAUCAUUUACUACACACAUUUAUAACAUAAAGUGACAUUAAAGCAUCACUAUAUAAUAGUGGUAUUGACAUUCUUGUUGUGACUAUUAAGCAAUGCAGUAAUUAAUAAAGUUUGUAUAACAUGA